AUGUCUAGUGAACGUUAUCGUGAAAACAGUUUGAAAAGCGUUUCGUUGAAUAGAGAAAUCACGACUGAACCCAAACUUAUUUUAUUAUAUACAACCGUUUUCGGCAAUGGUAAAUAUUGUAGUUGGUCAUCAGAACAAAUAUUUGGUGUUACAUGUCCAUAUCAAUGUAUUUGGUCGUGCAAACGUCGAGAACAUUUUUCAACAGCAGAUGCCAUUAUAUUUCAUGCUUAUGAUAUCGAAACUUUACAUCAGAGUGUACCAGAUCGACAAAACAUAAAGAAAAAUGCGGUCUUCAUUUUGUGGAGUGAUGAACCGGCGACAAUGAUUAAUUAUAAACAAUUUAAUAAAUAUCAUUUUAAUUGGACAAUAAGUUAUAAAUUAGAUAGUGAAGUGUCUAUAGCCAGUUAUGGUGUAUAUAGUGCUUUAGAGAAGAAAUCAAACAAAGUAAAUAAAUGGAUUUAUAAUCAGUUUCAUCAACGUCAAACAUCAGCUCUUUGGUUUGUCAGUAAUUGUGAUGCUAUUCAACGAUUAACAUUGUAUAAUAAAUUAAAGAAAAUAUUUCCAAUUAACGGUUAUGGUCGAUGUGUUGACUAUUAUCCGACACAUUGGUGUAAACCAUAUACACCAUGUGAAAAAAAUUAUAUGAUUAAAUAUAAAUAUUAUUUAAGUUUUGAAAGUAAUACGUGUUCAAGUUAUGUGACAGAGAAAUUUUGGAGAGCACUCUAUUUUGGUUUAAUACCGAUUGUCUAUGGUCCUAAAAAAGAAGAUUAUAUUAACAUUGCUCCACCAUCAUCAUUUAUUCAUGUUGAUGAGUUUCAUUCGCUUAAUGAUUUAAGUAAAUAUUUAUAUCAAGUUGGUAAUAAUCACACAUUGUAUGCGAGUUAUCAUCAAUGGCGAGCAAAAUAUUCAAUAAUUAUUGAUGGAAAAGCAUUAGAUCAGAUUAGAAUGUGUGAAUUAUGUAAACGUCUAAUGGAACAAAAAUCACAAACGAGAUACUAUAAUAACAUUUUUGAAUAUUUCAAUGAGGGUUGUGAAAAAUAA
Molecule: messenger RNA, 1041 nt
Organism: Didymodactylos carnosus
Lineage: Eukaryota; Metazoa; Rotifera; Eurotatoria; Philodinida; Philodinidae
Source: the annotation of a GenBank genome assembly